Molecule: messenger RNA, 1275 nt
Organism: Perkinsus marinus ATCC 50983
Lineage: Eukaryota; Perkinsozoa; Perkinsida; Perkinsidae
Product: transcription factor TFIIE, putative
Exons: 7
Coding region: 1-1275 (424 amino acids)
Biological process (GO): transcription initiation at RNA polymerase II promoter; transcription open complex formation at RNA polymerase II promoter
Cellular component (GO): transcription factor TFIIE complex
Source: RefSeq, a predicted model, not a curated record
AUGUCGGAUAAGUACUACGUUUCAGUACCAGGGUCCUCAAGGGCACCUCCUGGGUUCUCACCCUUCAACCCAGCUCUUUUCAAGGAUGCUGUUGAGUGUUUGUGCGGCAUGUUCUACGGUGAUGUCGAGAACAUGGUAGUGAUGUUCCUACUUCACAACCAUAAUGUGGCUUAUCCCGACCAGCAGAUAGCAGAGGGAUUGAACCUGGCUGUUAAGCAAGUCCGAGGAGCUCUCGACGCCUCGCUCUGCCGUGACCACAUCGUGGAGAUGGAGAACCCUCAGGGUGAAUCCUCUCGGCAUGCUAAGCCUGGCAGCUCUAUGAACUGGUACCGACUCUCCCCGAACGUCAUCUGCGCUUCGAUAUACCGACUCCAACAAGUACGACGACAACUGCAGGAGCAGCUGGCUCGGUGGCAAAUGGCUGAGGAGUUCAACUGUGAUAAAUGCAAUCGGGUGUUUGACACCUUGAGGGCCAUCUCGCUGGUGGGCGCUGAUGGUCUAUUCCAUUGCGACAUAUGUGAUAGAGAGCUCACCGCUACUAAUAAUAAGGAUAAGAAAGCAGAAGUGGAGAGCCGGAUACUACGUGCCACGCAACAGCUGUCGGGCCUUGAACGGAGGUUGGAGCUAUGCAGGGGUAUGUACAUUCCCCGGCCUAUGGUCGUCAAGAAGACUAUGUUGGAGAAGAUACGGGCUGAGCGGGCCAAGGAGGAGGCGGCGAUGGAGAAUCACACCGGCCCUAGUGUUAGCAGUGGCGUUCAGGAGAUCUUCGGUAAUGCUGGAGAGUGGAAGCCCCAGGCUAUCGGCCCUUCGCCGAAUCAGUCUGCUGCUUUUGGAAAGACGGCAGUGGUAGCGCCGAGUUGGCUCAACACGGAGUCUACUACGACUAAGAUAGAAGUGGUGAACCACAAUAAGGAUCAAGUGAAGAAGCGACCAGCAGAGGACUCCUUCGAUAAGGAGGCGUUCGAACGUGUAAAGCGACAAGAGCUAGCUCGAGAGGCGGAGAAGCUGAAGCACUUCGAUGUGACGCGUCUACCGGGGGCUCAAGAGGUCAUGGCUCAGCGGUCUGUGAAGGCCGAGUUGAAGGCUGAGGAACCCUCUGGUGGUGACAAGCCUGACGUUAUGGUUACUGUUGCUGGAGUGAAGUAUAAGCUCUCUGUAGUGCGACAGAGGGACGACUUGCAGGAAAAGAUGACGGAUGAGGAGUAUGAGCGGUAUGACGAUGAAAAACUAACGAGGAGGAAUAUAGUGAUUAGUAAAUGCGCUAAUUCGAUAUAG